Molecule: messenger RNA, 582 nt
Organism: Paramecium sonneborni
Lineage: Eukaryota; Ciliophora; Oligohymenophorea; Peniculida; Parameciidae
Source: the annotation of a GenBank genome assembly
AUUAAAUGUAGUCUAUUAGAUCGAAUUCUGCAUAAUAUAGGACCUGUAAUUCACAAUAUGGAUAGGGUUGGUUAUUACAUUAAGGAUAAUAGUAAAUAAAUUUAAAUGAAGCUCCAGUUCCUACUUAUGCAGAAAUCGUUAAAAGCAUGCAAGUAAAGAUAUUAAAUAUGGAAUUUAGGAUUUCAAAAGAGCUGAAAAAUUAAUAAAAAACAAAUUAGUGGCAUAAUAGAUUAGUUUAGAAUAAUAAAAGAAAGAAACUGAAGAAGAGAAACAAAGAAGAAAAAUCGAUAAUAAAGUUCCUCCAAAACCUUUUUCAGUUUAAGCAGAUACAUACAAAAAACCUCCUUUAGGAAUCAACGUUGGUAUUUUGAAGAUCGAAUUAUUUAUGUAGGCCUACCUAUAUAUGAAACAUCUAAUAUGCAAUAUGGGUAAUUGAAUCCUACUUAAUAUGAAUUAAUUGAAAAAUAUUAUCCUAGAGAUGCCAAAUUUACUUAAGGAUUUUUAGGAAACACUUAUAAAUUUGAUGGUUUAAAUACAAGUGUUGCUUUUUCAAAAACUCAUAAAGCUUUGGAUGAAUACUGA